Molecule: messenger RNA, 2585 nt
Organism: Phragmites australis (common reed)
Lineage: Eukaryota; Viridiplantae; Streptophyta; Magnoliopsida; Poales; Poaceae
Product: ATP-dependent Clp protease ATP-binding subunit CLPT2, chloroplastic-like
Exons: 5
Coding region: 100-711 (203 amino acids)
Source: RefSeq, a predicted model, not a curated record
UGCCUAGUUAGUUCUCCUGAGUCCUGCCCACUCUCACAGUCGGUCUCCCUUCAUCUCUUCCCCUAUCCAAGCAAGAAACCCCGGAAGCCCUCCCCCGCAAUGGCGACCGCUGCCCAGGCCGCCGCCGCCUUCCUCUCCUCUUCCUCCGCCUCCUCCUCCCCCUCCUCCUCCUCCACCCACCACACUGCCCUAUCCUGGUCCGUCUCCUUCCUUGCAACCCCUGUCCUGCCCGCCUCCCUCCGUGCCGCUCCGAGGGCUGGACCACGACUCGCCUCCCGCUACCGGGGCCGCCACGUCGUCGCUCAGCUCCCCACCACGCAUCCGGAGGUAGCUGCUGGGAAGACGAUCCUAUGGUCAUCAAGAGCGGUGCGGUCAUUUGCGAUGGCGGAGCUGGAGGCGCGGAAAAUGAGGUAUCCGACCACAGGCACCGAGGGGCUCCUCAUGGGCAUCCUUGUAGAGGGAACCAGCGGCGCUGCAAAACUUUUGCGUGCUAAUGGAAUUUCUCUCCUCAAAGUGCGUGAGGAGGCAGCAAAUGUUCUCGGGAAAUCAGAAAUGUUUUACUUUAGUCCUAUGCAUCCACCAUUGACAGAAGCUGCCCAACGGGCCCUUGAUUGGGCUGUCAAUGAGAAAUUGAAAUUAGGCUUUCGAUGCCGAGGCUGUCCACCACCUGUCCGACCAUAUGCCUCCUACAGUCCUACCUGGAUGCCAUAAGAGGCAACCACGAAAAGGGAUCCUCUGGCUCAUGAUCCAUCGAAUGCUUUUUCACCACCAUUAAUUGUUCCUGGGGCUUCUGAAAUUUUGUCUCCAUAUAACAUGGAUUAAAUAUGCAUGUUUAGCAUCACAGGAGAUUGUACAUUCCUAUACACUGCCUCUGCAUUCUGCUAGCUACAUUGGUUACUUGAAAGAUGCAACUUUGUUUGACAUAUGAUGUACUGGUUUGGCUUGUUUAUGCAACAGGGUUUAACUUCAUUUGUUGCUGAUACUUACUACCUUUGAAUAUAUCUAAUUAAACUAUUGUUUUCAUUUUGCUUUCAGCUGUUCUCUUACACAUUUUCUAGAGUUCUAGUGUCCUUUUUGUCCUCGCUUCACACUAGAUGCAACAGGGUUUAACUUCAUUUGUUGCCGACACUACCUUUGAAUAUAUCUAAUUAAACUAUUGUUUUCAUUUUGCUUUCUGCUCUUCUCUUACAAAUUUUCUAGAGCUCUAGUGUCCUUUUUGUCCUCGCUGCACACUAGAGGCAGUUGAGUUGGGCUCCACCACAUACUAAAACAAUUACAUUGCAUCCGGUUCUUCUAAAAACCUGUUCCAACUCUUGGUUUGUACUGCAUCUAUAGGUAUGAUGAUGGUUCUGAGAUUUAUUUAACAAUGAUUUCGUCUUGUGGAACCAAUUUCUAGAUAUCCCUCAUCUUGUUCAAAUUUUAUUGUAAACUGGUGGUAAAUGCUGGAAGAAAACAAAUACAUCCUUAAUAGAGCUUUCAAUGGCCCGUAUUUAUGUGAGUAUAGGAAUAUCUCCCAAGCAUCAGACCCUGCUGACCGUGUUCCCAUUGGUGGGACUAAAAUAUUUGUCAUUUCCAGCUGAAUGGAGGAUUUGCCAACUCCAUUCUUGCGAUGGCUUGAGAAAGCUGUUUCAGAGAAUCUUGUGUGACAGAUAUAGUCGUGUCUAGACGGAUUAGAGCUGCUUGUAUUUUGUUGCAACCCAGACUGAACUCAACCUGUGGUGACUUUUUGGCUCAGCAUAGCAGAAUUAAUGAUGUAUACAUGAAUAUUGUUUAAACUUACAAACAGGGCAUGUUUGUUCCGAGGUAUUGCAUUUGAAAGAGGGGUAUUUGGUUGGGAUUUAGUUCAGGUUUGUAUGGGAUCUUGUUUAUUCCAUGUAUUGCAUUUGGAUGAGGACCAGUCCAUAGCACCAGCAUGGCAUUCUUGGGUUGAUCGAACUUAAGGUUUGCAGGACUGAGCUGGUCAGCAACCUGUACUGUUUUGCUGGGUCAUGAUUUAUGCAUGUUUAAGCUUGAAAUUGUAAUAGAUGAUGAUUAAAUUCGAGAAUGUAUUUGAUUAAGUGUGACAUGAGAUUUGAAGGGCUUGGAGAAGGCUGUUUGGCCUUAGGUGCUUAGAGCAUAGUUUCUAUGCUGACAUGCCAUUUUUGUUCUGUAUUUCUAAGUAGGACCUGCAUCAACUACAGUACUAGUUUUAAAUUCAUUCAGAAACCGUGCACAAAUUGACUCGCUAUGCCUACUGUAGCUACAGUACAGUAUAGAAGGUGCUUGCUAUGCUGGGUAUGAAGACUACUCCAUAAGAUUAGUGGUCUGGUGAUAAUUUUUAAGACCAAAGGACCAAUGCCCCGCUUUAUUAGAAAGAAAGUCCCAGUGGUGAGUUUUGACUAGAGUUUUCCUGCAGAUUACUGCAAUUCAAGGUGGAGGAUUUUUAUGGCCUUUCAUGUACGCUUUUGCUCCAGUUAUGUAUGUCGGGUAGCUGAUUUGCAUAUGCACUUGAGCAUAAUCGAAUUUGAAUUGUGCUGUAUCUCUUUUAUAUUUCAUCAGCCUAUCUAGUAUUAUUCCUGUGUUUUGUUCAAUGAAUUGAAUUCUGA